AUCGUGUUGCAGCACGGAGGAGUUUCAGGGUGCGGACUCGCUCUGUGCGCUAGCUGCUAGGCUAAUGCUAAUUUUCUCCGCUCGCUCCGUUUUCUCUGGUUUUCUCAGUGUUAUUUUAGUGGAGCGGUAUGGAGAGCGAUAUACUGGACUGUCUGGAUCAGGUCGGAUACACUGGAGACCUGGAUAAUGAAAAGGCCCUUUUAACAGCAUGUGAGGGCGGGUUUUCCUCUCAGGAGUAUGUGGGACUGUGUUCGUGGUUGGCAGAAAAACUGAAGCAGUAUUGUGGUCUCAAGGGUCAAGAAUCAGAAACAUCAGAUGAUUCCCAGACUGUGAGGAUUCACUUUGGAAAGUUACUUGAAGAGCUGGAAUGUCCAUAUAAGGGAAUUGUUUCAGGGUUAACAGAAGGGGAACUGAAGAGCAAAAAAGAUCAUCUAAAAAUUGUGUUGUUUCUGGUAUCUGAACUUCAGGCUGCACAGGUUGUGGCCGGCAAGUCUGGAGCAGACAGAAAGACUGAAAAACAGAUUACACCUUUAAAAGAUCUACAAGCGAUUUGUAAAACACUAAAACUCUCAGAACCAGACCAGCAACCGACAGCAGACACAUUCUCAUCAAUAGAAAACCAGGUUAAUGUCUUGCUCAAGAAAGUCCCAGAGAAGCAUAUUGGCAAAUCAGCGCUGAAGCACUCCCCUAACAGUGACCAAUGGAGGCAGCUGGAGAAGAUAAAUCGAGUUCUUUCUACAGACUAUGACUGUCGUCGGCGCAUGCUGAUCAAACGGCUGGAUGUCACUGUGCAGUCUUUUGGCUGGUCUGACAGAGCUAAGGCAAAAACAGACAUAAUGGCCAAGGCCUAUCAGCCAAAGAGACACUCCCUGACACUAAAGUCAUCUGUGAGCCUUGCUCAUCUCCUGGCAGCACGAGAAGAUAUCUGCAAUGUGGUGAAGACAAGCAGUGGCACUAGCAGAGAGAAGACUGUCUGUGCUGUAAACAAAGUGCUUAUGGGAAGAGUUCCUGAUCGAGGUGGGAGGCCCUCAGAGAUUCAAGCUCCUCCCCCUGAGAUGCCACCUUGGCAGAAACGACAAGAUGGAGGAGGACGAGGAGGAGGUGGAUAUAGAGGAGGAGGAUAUGGUGGAGGUGGACGUGGGGGUGGAGGAUAUGGUGGAGGUGGACGUGGGGGUGGAGGAUAUGGCGGAGGAGGAGGAGGAUACGGCGGCGGGGGAGGAGGUGGUUAUGGAGGUGGAGGAUAUGGAGGAGGUGGACAUGGGAGUGGAGGCUACGGAGGCGGUGGUGGAUCAAGAGGUGGGUGGGGUCGAGGAGGUGGAGGACGAGGCGGUUAUUAUCGAUGACCGUUUUUUUUUUUUUUUGGUACUUUUUUUUUAAGAAGCAUUGGAAUGGAAGCGCAUGUAUUGGGAUGCAUUCAGUCUGUCCAGCAGGAUUUUUUCGUUAUUUUAUUCUCAUCUGUACCAUGCUCAGAGACUGAACAUAGCAUUGAGAAUGAGUUUAAAUAAGAAAUAGCCACUUUAAUGAAGAACUUCAGUGAAUUUCAACCUCCAUAUUGUGGCGGCUCUGGGUUGUGUGUGUGGCUGCCUGCGGGCAUGUUUCUGUUCUCCUGUGUGCGAGGAUGACAGGGGUGGGGCAUCUCCCUUGGGACGGGUUAUGCAGAGAGGGUGGGCACCACUCUGGAUCUGCCAUCUGGGAGACACACAGCUGGGUUGGUGGCCUUUGGGCUAUUUGAGCUCUGUGGGUAUGGUUUUAGCUCUCCUAGUCUUGUUAAAGGCUGUAAGUGAGUGGCAAGCCGGUUCAAUAAAGGAGCUGUUGAGCAUUCAGCAAAAUGUGUCGUGGAAGAGGAUGGAAGACCCGUGAGACUCAUGCUGAAUGCUCAACAGCUCCUUUAUUGAACCGGCUUGCCACUCACUUACAGCCUUUAACAAGACUAGGAGAGCUAAAACCAUACCCACAGAGCUCAAAUAGCCCAAAGGCCACCAACCCAGCUGUGUGUCUCCCAGAUGGCAGAUCCAGAGUGGUGCCCACCCUCUCUGCAUAACCCCUCCCAAGGGAGAUGCCCCACCCCUGUCAUCCUCGCACACAGGAGAACAGAAACAUGCCCGCAGGCAGCCACACACACAACCCAGAGCCGCCACAAUAUGAUUCCAGCAGUACACUUAAACAGACUCCAUCCAUACAUAUCCAGAUAUUUAAAAAAAAAACGGAGGUGUUUGUGUGUGUUUCGGCUUCCAGUCCGAAUUUUUUAUUUUUCUUAAAUGAAGCUUUCCAAAAACACUCUCCAAACAGGAUGUUUUUGUUUUCAGUAAUAUCAUGUAGACAGGGUAAACAGCUUUAUGAAAACACUGAAAUUAAGAUAUGCAUGCUAAAUCUCAAAUACCUCACAUUCUCACUCCCUAUUUAGUGCAUAAAACUGCAAAAUAUACAGACAUUGCAUAUGGCACUACAUUUAAUGUUGUAUUACAAACAUAUAAUGCUCUGUUUCUCUAUUAGACUUUAGAUUCUGUAAUUUUUUCUUCCAUCAUACGCUGUUUAGGGAGUAAUGGAUGCAUGUAGCUCUGGGUAGUGAUCAAACCUUCUUUGUUUUCUUCUUUGGGGUUGAUGUCUCUUUUUAUAAGGUUCUAUUGGCCCAAUACAGUGUUAGCUUGCUCAUACUACGUGCAAGUUCUUUUGUCUCUGUGGAUGGAAAUUAUUUUAAAAAUGGAGGGAGGGAGAUCACAUUUUUUUUUCCUUUUUUUUUUUUUUUAUAUCCGGAUAAGAAGCAAUGAGAUUUUCUUGAUGAAAAGUAUAGGAUUCAUUGACUGAUGUAAACUGAACUUUCAGCAGCUUUAAAUUAGCCGCGGUAAUCUAACAAGUGACUUUUUUAUUUUUUAGAACUUUGUCGUAUUUUUUUUUAUGUUUCUUCUCAAAUCGUGUAACUUAAAUGUUUUGGACACGUUUAUUUGACUAUAGGCUAGAAUUGAAUAGGAAGUGUUAUUGCAUCUGUACGGUUUCUACAAAUGCUGCCUGUUCCUAGGCAGUGAGUGUUGUGGACUAAGAAUGAUGUGGACUAACUCAAUAAAUAUAUGUUUCCGUUUUUUCCUCCUUGCUGAACCUUCUGUAAAAAAUAUAAUAAAACAGAACUGAGAAUAA
Astyanax mexicanus (Mexican tetra) is the source of this 3132-nucleotide messenger RNA. It is a transcript of the gene tslig3b, whose product is annotated as family with sequence similarity 98 member B. Gene Ontology annotation, cellular component: tRNA-splicing ligase complex. Bases 129 to 1343 code for a protein of 404 amino acids. The record is from RefSeq and is a predicted model, not a curated record. Lineage: Eukaryota; Metazoa; Chordata; Actinopteri; Characiformes; Acestrorhamphidae. The transcript has 8 exons.